This is a messenger RNA of Ictalurus furcatus (blue catfish), 2014 nucleotides long. RefSeq lists its product as uncharacterized. Gene Ontology annotation, biological process: positive regulation of T cell proliferation; immune response; cellular response to lipopolysaccharide. NCBI's taxonomy places the organism in Eukaryota, Metazoa, Chordata, Actinopteri, Siluriformes, Ictaluridae. The transcript is spliced from 3 exons. The record is from RefSeq and is a predicted model, not a curated record. Bases 975 to 1592 code for a protein of 205 amino acids. Gene Ontology annotation, cellular component: external side of plasma membrane.
UAUCGUGUUUAUUUUUCUGGUUUUGACUUUGUUCUCAUUUUUGACAUCGUCUCUCUGUCUAACUUUGUUUUGACUGUUUGUCUGAUCACCUGACCUCUGCCUGUAUAAGUUUAUGUAUUUUGCACUUGUUGUUUUUGGUAUUAAAUUACAUAACCUGCAUUUGCUUCUGUCUUCGACUCCAUUUCAUGAUUAUUGUAAAUGCUCCUCAGCUCACACAUGGUAAAUUUAUCUUUAUUACUUGCUGUAAGUCUAGGGAAACCCACUUGCUGGUAAACACUAGAAUUCAUGUGUGUAGAAAUGAGUGAAGUUAAUGCUGCAGAUCAUGCACAUUUUUUUUUUUUUUUUCAAUGAUGACACUAUACAUAAAAGAUAAAAUGACCACAUGAGAAAAUAUAUGAAUAAAUAUUAAUACUGUAUAUUGCAAUAUAUAUUAGGUCAUGGAAAGAGUGAUUAAAAGAUUUUCAGAAAUGAGACAGCGGUUGUUGUGGUUUCCUGAUAAUCACACUAUAUAACAGAGAGACACUCAGGCAGUGUGACAGAGAGUGUGUGUAUUUCACUUUGAGAGACUGGUGUGUGUGUGUGUGCAGAAGAAUCAGUAAUGAUGAAGUGCUUGUAUCUUUUGUCUGUUGUGUUUCACGUCACUGCAGGUGAGUGAAGUUAUUUUCUAUUUUCUAUUACAGAAAGGAGAGAGAAUAUUAUCCAGUUCUUAGAUCAGCUGCUUUGUGUUUAGUUCAUGUGGUUUCUGUCCAGACUGGGUUUACAGUCAUGCCUUGUGUUAUAAUCUCCUUAUUUAGACCUGUUCAGCUUUGAUCAUGUGGAUUUUUUCUUCCUGAUUAACUUCAGUCUAAAAUGUACUGAUGAAGAGAGGUGGGCGAAUGAAUAAGGAGGAAUCUUCAGUGAGAUUAUUUUACAUCCCUAUAAUAAUUUUGAAAUGUUGUACUUCAUAUUGCAUUCAGUAGAAAGUGAGUUUUUGUAUGUUUGUUUCUGUAGGCUGUGCUCUCUAUGGUGAUAAACAUGUAGAUAUCACAGGAUACAAAGGUGGUUCAGUGCUGUUACCCUGCUCCUGCUCUAACCUGCACACCAAACCUCAGAAAUUCACCUGGGGGUCCUACAGAACAGGACGUCCGACAGAAGUGUUAAAUGAUGAACACUACCGUGGCAGACUUCAGCUGUUUAAUCACAAUUCUCCAGGUAAUCUGUCUCUGCUCAUAUCUGACCUGAGAGAAGAGGAUGCGGUAGACUACAGGUGCAGGAUUGAGAAGGAAUACAGAGAGAUCAAGCUUCAUGUUAAAGUAGGAAUAAGAGAAACUUCAACACACUCGAGGAAAAAACACACAACACCUCCAUCAGAACCGCCUCAGAGUAAAACAACAAACUCUCCACCUGCAUCAUUCUCAACAACACUGGAACAAGUAGGAAGAAGAGAAACUUCAACACACUCGAAGAAACCAGACACAACAACUCCAUCAGAACCGCCUCAAAGUAAAACAACAAACUCUCCACCUGCAUCAUCCCCAACAACACUGGAACAAGGUAAACAACAAACACACAGCAGCCUCCCUCUAGGUACCAAAACUUUUCAUCAGCAAUGAAAAAACACAUCUGUAUUAUUACAUUUAUUAACAUUUUUGGAUGUAUUUUAUUACACAGUUUUUUGCGUGAAGAUGUGAAGGUACUACACACACACACACACACACACACACACACACACACACACACACAUACACACACACACACACAACACAUUUUGCGAUAGAUUAAAUUAAACCUGUAGAAGCAGCAGCACUUCUGUAAGUAUCUCUGGAUAAGGAAAAUGAACUCCAACUGUAUUCUUAAUUUAAUCUCCAUUUCAUUCUACAUGGCUUCUACAAUAACAGUUAUAGCAGAUUUGUUUCUACCUUUAGAGAUUUAGUUGUAUUUGUGAUACUCUGCAGGUAACACACAUGUAACACACAUGCUCUCAUUGAACAGUGAGUUAUAGGAAAAUAUCUUCUGCUGCUUCUAUCAGAACAAC